Dictyostelium purpureum is the source of this 1137-nucleotide messenger RNA. RefSeq lists its product as uncharacterized. Gene Ontology annotation, biological process: signal transduction. The transcript is spliced from 3 exons. Bases 1 to 1137 code for a protein of 378 amino acids. The record is from RefSeq and is a predicted model, not a curated record. Lineage: Eukaryota; Evosea; Eumycetozoa; Dictyosteliales; Dictyosteliaceae.
AUGGCAGAACCACAAGCAUCUCCAAAAUCACAAUCAACACCAUACCCAAGUAACUUUGCCCCCGCAUACCGUUAUAAGUCAAAUCCACCACCAGAACCAAAACCAGCACCAAUACUAAAACCAAUUCCAAUUUCACCAACAAUACCAAACUCACCAUACCCAUACACUUUUGUUCCAUCAUACAAAUAUCAAAAGGUUUCAACAUCUACACCAUUAUCAACAACAACCCAAUCAGAAACCAGUUCAUCUUCAAGUUUUAACUUAUCUGAGCGUAUUAAAAUUGAAAAUGAAUUAAAGACAAAUCAAUAUAACGAAUUUUUAAAUGAAAAUUUUCAAAUAAAAUCAAAAUCAGAAAAUGAAACUAUCAAUUUAAGUGAGGAUUCAGAAAUAUUAAAGCAACAACUUGGUUAUUAUAUUAUAGUAGAACAAUUUAAAUCUCAAAUUAAUCAAUUAAAAGAAGAAUUAAAAUCAGUAAAACAAGAAAAAGAGCAAAUGAAUCAAACUAAAAAUGAUAUUGAUACUGAUCAGCUUAUUAACCAAAUAAAUAAAUUAAAUGAACAAAAUAAAGAAUUAAUAGAUCAGUUAGAAAUAUUAAAAGAACAAUUGGCUCAAUCUAAUAACCAAGAUCAAAUUAAUCAGCUAAAUAAUGAAAACAAUCAAUUAAAAGAUCAAUUAGAAUCAUUAAAACAAAAAGAUAGAGAUAAAGAGGAAUUAUUAAAUGAAAUUGAAAAAUUAUUAAAUCUUGAUAAUAAAGAAAUAUUAGAUCAAAAAGAUUCUCUUUAUAAUAAUAAUCAAAAUGAACAAUACGACAAAGCUGAAUAUGAAAAUCAAAUUAAACAAUUAAAAGAAGAAUUAGAAUCACUUAAAGACAAAAGAACUGAAGAAAUUAACCAAUUGAAUGAAGAAAAUAAUCAACUAAAACAUCAAUUAGAAUCAUUAAACAAUCCUCUUCAAAACAACUCCCAAUAUGAAAAUGACAUCGAUCAACUAAAAGAAGAACUGGAAUCAUUGAAGAAACUACAAGAAAAAGAAAAGCAAAACAUGCAUCAAAAAUUUUCAUCCCAAAUUAACCAACUAAAUAAUGAAAACAAUCGUCUAAGAGAAAUAAAAAAAUUAAAACUACGUUUAUCAAAUUAA